GAUUGCACCCUACCGCUUACCCUUGGGAGCACGCCAAGUGGAACAAGACCUUCGAUCACCAGGCGUGAGUCUUCCAAUUGCGGGCGAAUAAUACCCUCGCCAUCUCUCCCCGAUACCGGCCAUCUUACUCAUAUUUUGCACUCCAGCCUCCGUCGUGGUUUCCAGGUCUACCGUGAAGUCUGUGCCAGCUGCCACUCCCUGACCCGUGUGCCUUGGCGCUCGUUCGUCGGUGUCAUGCACACCGUCGAUGAGAUGAAGGCCAUGGCUGAGGAGAACGAGUACGACACCGAGCCCAACGACCAGGGCGAGAUCGAGAAGCGUCCCGGAAAGCUGUCCGACUACAUCCCUGCUCCCUACAAGAACGAGGAGGCUGCUCGUGCUGCCAACGGUGGUGCUCUGCCCCCGGAUCUCAGCUUGAUCGUCAAGGGCCGUCACGGUGGCUGCAACUACAUCUUCAGUCUGCUGACUGGUUACCCCGAUGAGCCCCCGGCUGGUGCCACCGUCGGUGCUGGCAUGAACUUCAACCCCUACUUCCCCGGUACCGCUAUUGCCAUGGGUCGUGUUCUUUUCGAUGGUGUUGUCGAGUACGAGGAUGGCACCCCCGCCACUACCUCCCAGAUGGCCAAGGACGUUGUCGAGUUCCUCAACUGGGCUGCCGAGCCUGAGAUGGACGACCGCAAGAAGAUGGGUGUUAAGGCUAUCACCCUCCUGACCGGUCUCUUCGCCAUCAGCGUCUGGGUUAAGCGUUACAAGUGGUCCCCGAUCAAGACGAGAAAGAUUGUGUACAGCCCCCCCGUUUCCCGGCGCUGAAUGUUGCAGCGGACUGUAUGAAUUGCACACCGUGGAGGAAAAAUACCGGCGGCCAGUGAGCCUUGAUAUAAUCCAUCGUCCAACAAGUUAUGUUGGUCCCACGUCGCCAUUUCCUUCAACCUGUCACUCUAUUCGAUGGUCUCUGCAUGUUUCGUUAGAUGUUACUCAGGACACUUGUAUCUGUACCCUAGAUAUUUAUUCUCCGUUGAAAAUGUUGCUUCAAGAUCCAAUGUCACAAUUUCCUUUGUUAGCUAUUACACAUGUUGUAUGGGCUUUGGUAUACAAUAGCCGUUCUGUCUUUCACUAUGGGAAGGCUUAAUAGAAUGCCUCAAUGUAUUUAUUUGGUUGUAUCUGCAUUAUUAAAAACCAGUCUUUUAAUUAUACAAUCACCAG
Molecule: messenger RNA, 1203 nt
Organism: Aspergillus vadensis CBS 113365
Lineage: Eukaryota; Fungi; Ascomycota; Eurotiomycetes; Eurotiales; Aspergillaceae
Product: ubiquinol--cytochrome-c reductase catalytic subunit CYT1
Exons: 2
Coding region: 235-810 (191 amino acids)
Biological process (GO): mitochondrial electron transport, ubiquinol to cytochrome c
Molecular function (GO): electron transfer activity; heme binding
Source: RefSeq, a predicted model, not a curated record